GAACCUGGAUUGACCUGGGGGUGGGUGUCUACUUCCAGCACUGUUGAGCCCAUCUUUCCCAGACCAGUCCUGGCCGCUCUUGCCAAAGGAAUGUGACACUACAACUCCCUCCUCCAAACCUCAGUUCCAACCCUGUGUGGUCAGAUAAUCCCCAAUGCACGGACUUCCUUCAGGAUCCAGGUCAGAGGGGAUCCCAGUCUCCCUCCAGCCUGGGACCCCAGGCUUUCAGUCUGCCCUGGAGGUCAGCCUGGAGACCAGUGCUGUUAUGACCAUCCCAAGGCUGGCCACCCACCCCCUCUUUUCUUCUCUAAGGACAGGGGCAGAGUGGACGGUAGCUCUCACCCUCUCUAUAUGGGCAGCUUCUGGCUGAGUCAGGGUCUGUCCGACAUCUCUUACCCCUUACUGUUUGUUUGGCCUGGUACCUGUCCUCUCAUCUUAUCAGGUGGUUAAAAAUAGCUACCAUUUAUUGAGUACUACUAUGUAGACACUUAGAUGCAUUUUUGUCAUGUAAUCCUGGCCACAACCUAGCAGAAGAGGUGUUAUUAUGUCCAUCCUACAGAAGAGGAAAGAGAUUCAGAUUUGAAUCACUUGUCCAAAGCUCCAUGGAUGGUUGGGUGUUUAGUAACAUUUAUUAAGUGCUUACUGUGUACCACUUAGUACUCUGCUAAAUAAUUUUACUACAUUAUACCUAUGAAAUGAGCACUAUUAUUAUUCCCCAUUUUUCAUAGGGGAGCCGAAGCCUCAGAAAGUUCAAGUAACUUGCCCCAAAUCUCAUAGCCCUAAGUGGUAAAAGCAGGAUUUGAAUCCGGGUCUACAUGAUCCAGAGACCACAACCUGACCUCCGUGCUAUACUGUGCUGCGUUUGCAUUCUGUCUGAGAUCCUAAAAUCCAGACUUGACGCUACAUCCCAGCGCUGUGAAGUGAUGCGGAUGAAAGUGCUUUGUGACAGUUGAGGGGCAACCCAGGAUGAGCAGCUCAGCCUGGUCCUCUGCCGUAUGGUCCUCUGCCGACGUGCAGAGCAAGGCGCUUCCAGCCCCAUGACAGUCCCUGCUGUGCUGAGCCACUGCUGCUGCUGGGAGCCGGUUAUAUCAAUCCUUCAGGUGUGCUGGGGAGAAAGGGAUUGACAUCCACCUUCUGAGCACACUUCUACUCUGCUUCUCCCCAACUAGGGCUAAGCCUACAGCAAACAGAUGAUUUCUAAACAAACCCGCAUUUGGGCAGCAGGUGAUGACAGUUGCAGUCUGUUCAUGCAACCCCCGCUUGCUCUUUUUCCUCUUUUGAGGGACCUACCUAACAGCAAACAACAGCAGAAAUAAAAUGACCAAGUGAGGAUUUAUUACCAGCAAUUUAAGCUGAUCAAGACAUACCUGGUGAUUCUGGGCAAGAAACCUGACAUCCCCGAGCUUCUGUUUCCCUAUUGGAUUGUCGUGAGGACUAAAUGAGAUCAGCCAUCAAAGUUCGGGACCAUGACCUUGGACCCUCCCAGGAGAACCCUUCUGAUGCUACUGACAGCCUUGGGCCUGACCCAGGGCGACCCCGUGAAGCCCUCUCGGGGCCCGCUGGUGACCUGCACGUGUGAGAACCCACACUGCAAAGGGCCUACCUGCCAGGGGGCCUGGUGCACAGUAGUGCUGGUGCGGGAGGAGGGCACACACCUCCAGGAACAUCGGGGCUGCGGGAACCUGAACCAGGAGCUCUGCAAGGGGCGGCCCACCGAGUUCUUCAACCACUACUGCUGCUACAGCCCCUUCUGCAACCACAACGUGUCCCUGGUGCUGGAGGCCACCCAGACUCCGCCAGAGCCGCCGCAAGAAGAUGGCCAGCUGCCUCUCAUCCUGGGCCCCGUGCUGGCCUUGCUGGUCCUAGUGGCUCUGGGUGCCCUGGGCCUGUGGCAUGUCCGGCGGAGGCAGGAGAAGCAGCGGAGCCUGAACAGCGAGCUGGGCGAGUCCAGCCUCAUCCUGAAGGCAUCCGAGCAGGGGGACAGCAUGCUGGGGGACCUCCUGGACAGUGACUGCACCACCGGCAGUGGCUCAGGGCUCCCCUUCCUGGUGCAGAGGACAGUGGCGCGGCAGGUGGCUCUGGUGGAGUGUGUGGGAAAGGGCCGCUAUGGCGAGGUAUGGCGGGGCCUGUGGCACGGUGAGAGUGUGGCCGUCAAGAUCUUCUCCUCGAGGGAUGAACAGUCCUGGUUCCGGGAGACUGAGAUCUACAACACGGUGCUGCUCAGACACGACAACAUCCUAGGCUUUAUCGCCUCGGACAUGACUUCCCGCAACUCAAGCACGCAGCUGUGGCUUAUCACGCACUACCACGAGCAUGGCUCGCUCUACGACUUUCUGCAGAGGCAGACGCUGGAGCCCCAGCUGGCCCUGAGGCUAGCCGUGUCCGCGGCCUGCGGCCUGGCGCACCUGCACGUGGAGAUCUUCGGCACGCAGGGCAAGCCGGCCAUCGCCCACCGCGACCUCAAGAGCCGCAACGUGCUGGUCAAGAGCAACCUGCAGUGCUGCAUCGCGGACCUGGGCCUGGCUGUAAUGCACUCCCAGGGUAGUGACUACCUGGACAUCGGCAACAACCCGCGCGUGGGCACCAAGAGGUACAUGGCCCCCGAGGUGCUGGAAGAGCAGAUCCGAACCGACUGCUUCGAGUCCUACAAGUGGACGGACAUCUGGGCCUUUGGCCUGGUGCUGUGGGAAAUCGCCCGCCGGACCAUUGUCAAUGGCAUCGUGGAGGACUACAGGCCCCCCUUCUAUGAUGUGGUGCCCAAUGACCCCAGCUUUGAGGACAUGAAGAAGGUGGUGUGUGUUGACCAGCAGACCCCCACUAUCCCCAACCGGCUGGCUGCAGACCCGGUCCUCUCAGGCCUGGCUCAGAUGAUGCGGGAGUGCUGGUACCCAAACCCCUCUGCCCGCCUCACUGCGCUGCGGAUCAAGAAGACACUGCAGAAGCUCAGCAACGGUCUCCAGAGGCCCAAAGGGAUUCACUAGCCACAGGCCUGAAGCCUGACUCCCCUCUGCCUGCAGUGUGUGUGGUGGCAGUGGAUGGUGGCCUGUCUGGGUAGAGGUUCUGUGAGUGUGUGUGCUGGGGAGGGGAGUGCCCCUCUGUGGGCAGCUGUGCCUGCCCAACUCGGCCCCCAGCCCAUCCAGCCAAAAAUACAGCUGGGCUGAAACCCGAUCCCCGCACCCGCCGCGCGCGCCGUCUGGCCUGCUCAAAGCAGCAGGCUCCCUGACGCCGGGUUCCCCCCCACUCCCCCGCCUCCCACACCCUGGGUGCACCCCCCUACCACCCCCAGGACCUGAUGCAAAAGAGGCCUCAGAGCCAGGGUGGCCUGCACUUUACCCCCUGCUGUCAGUCAACCCCACUGCCCCACCGGAGCUGCCAGGGUGGCACAGGGCCCCGUCCAGCCUUCAGUAGACACCCUGCCCUGCCAGGCUUUAGCCUCUGUCCCAAGCCCCGGACACCCAGGCCCAUGGGUUUUUCUCCGUGGGUUUGUAUCUCAGCUCCAGGCCGCCUUGGGCCUCUAUCUCCUAGACAAGACCCCUGCCAGCUGAAUGCUAGCUGCCCAAGAGAGCGGGGGGCCUGAUCCUGGGCCCCUGCUCCACUCCCCUCCUAGCUGACUUACUGUGGUGUUAAACCCAAGGAGUCUUGCUGCGGGCGUGGCAGAGUCAUAGGCCAGUGGAGAGGUGGCAGGUCAGAUGGGCAAGGCCCAGGACUUUCAGAAUAAACUGAGAGGAUGUUGGAGCCAAGCAUGGCUGUCGGGGAAGGGCUCAGCUGGGCGUCAGGAGACCCAGGGUCUGGUCCGGGUGCUUGCUCUACAGGACAAGAAGGAGGGCUUCGCUGGCCCAGGACCUUUGUUUCUUUAACUACAUACUGAAAGAUUUGUAGAUGAAGAUUUGGUCCUGAUGUCUUUUGAGGUGUUUUUCAGCUCUAAAGUUCUUUGAAAUGUUUAGCCUGUGUCAGAACUCAGUUCAUCAGUCCCUUGUACUCAUUGUGCCCCAGCCCCUGGCAAUUUGCCUCAAGAUGGAGAUUUGAAAAUAACUUUAGCUGAGGCCAAGGGUGUCUGAAAUGCCUCCUAGUUUAAUUCCACGAGCUCCAGUUCCGGCCGUAACCCAUGCCUGUGGCCAUCCUUGGGCUCACACAGCCCUGGGCCUUCUGGCAGGCAAGCCAGCCCCUCACCUGCUCUAUAGCUUCGCCUUCUCUGCCCAGGGCUGAGAGGGGCCAGGGGCCAGCUUCCUGCAGGGCCUCAAGGCUCAGAAGAAAUCUGGCUCCAGCCAGCAAGCCUGCAGCACCCAGGUUCCUGCUCCCCACUGGCCCCUGGCCCAGGCCCACACCCUUGGCCGGGCCCCAGAGAGUGUGUGUCUAGGAAGAACCUGGUGGCUGGAGAGAAACACAUGGAAAGUUUGGCGUUUGGAAAUAUCGAGGGUGUAUGUCCAUGCGCUGAGGAGGUUACCCUGAAUCCUAGGCGGGUAGAUGGGCUGGAGGGUGAUGGGGCUGGAGGUGGGGCCUGAGUGUUGGUGGGGAACAGAGCUCAGGCUAGGGACAUGACAGCCCCAAGCUUGGGAAGACCUGGCCUCACAGCCCUCAGCCUGGGACAGGGUGGAGAAGGACCCUCAGUUGUCCACAGGAGAUUAAGGAAACACAGCCUCCUUCCCCUCCUGCUGGAAACGCCCCAGCACAGCCUCCCUGGCCGGCUUCUCGGCUUCUCGAGUGUUUCUUCCUUCCACCGUCAGAGAGGCACCUUCCCAGGCUGCCUCCCAGCAUUGUGCAAGGCCCGGAGGAGAACCAGGAAGUGAAACUGGGUGAAACAGAAAGCUACAUGGACCUGCCACGUUCCCACAUCGUCGUGGGUCACUCUGCUUCCCGAUAGUGUCACGUCUUCUGGUCACUGGAACCCACCUAGCCCAGGAAUCAGGACACUCCUCAAGGGUUUUAUCUCCACUGGAUUUGGGGGUUAAAAGUCUCCUGAGACUCCACAGCCAGAAACUGAAGGCAGCAGCUCACCAAAGGCUGGAAAAUCCCUAAGAGGAGAAGGUCUGAGGCAAGAGCUGGAGUGAUGGGGGAGGGUUGAGGGAAGGGGCCGGGGUUGGGAGUACAGCUGUGGCCAGGGAGAGGAGGAGGCAUUGGUGAGAGCGGUCUGCAUAAUGCUUCUGAGUUCAGGACGGUGUUCCAAGGCCGAAAUUACAGUCUCUUAACCUGGAGAUACUCUUCAUGGGAGCAUUUAGCUCGUGCUUAGCACACAGUAGGUCCUCAAUAAAGCAUGGUUGAAGGUCCGGA
Molecule: messenger RNA, 5268 nt
Organism: Orcinus orca (killer whale)
Lineage: Eukaryota; Metazoa; Chordata; Mammalia; Artiodactyla; Delphinidae
Gene: ACVRL1
Product: activin A receptor like type 1
Exons: 10
Coding region: 1467-2981 (504 amino acids)
Biological process (GO): BMP signaling pathway; angiogenesis; cellular response to growth factor stimulus
Cellular component (GO): BMP receptor complex; plasma membrane
Molecular function (GO): ATP binding; SMAD binding; transforming growth factor beta receptor activity, type I
Source: RefSeq, a predicted model, not a curated record